Molecule: messenger RNA, 1854 nt
Organism: Penicillium griseofulvum
Lineage: Eukaryota; Fungi; Ascomycota; Eurotiomycetes; Eurotiales; Aspergillaceae
Product: ENTH domain protein
Exons: 5
Coding region: 1-1854 (617 amino acids)
Biological process (GO): clathrin coat assembly; clathrin-dependent endocytosis; vesicle budding from membrane
Cellular component (GO): clathrin-coated vesicle; clathrin-coated pit
Molecular function (GO): clathrin heavy chain binding; phosphatidylinositol-4,5-bisphosphate binding; SNARE binding
Source: RefSeq, a predicted model, not a curated record
AUGCCCGGAGGAUUUGAGAAGUCAGUAAAAGGGGCCACGAAGCUCAAGCUUGCGGCCCCUAAAUCCAAAUACAUAGAGAAUAUCCUUGUGGCAACUCAUACCGGCGAGGCAGGAGUCGCAGAGGUAUUCCGAACCCUCCAGAUACGACUCCGAGACUCGGCAUGGACCAUUGUUUUUAAGGCGCUCAUCGUCCUACACCUCAUGAUCCGAGAGGGUCAACUGGAUGCUGCGCUGGGCUACUUGUCCGAUAAUCCAAAGAAAAUCGCGCCCAGCAAUUUCUCUGAAGCCCAAUCGCAGGGACAUAAUAUCCGACGCUAUGCCGAAUACCUUAUCACGCGCGCCAAGGCAUUCGACGCUUGCAAGACGGAUCAUGUACGAAGCGGACCGGGACGGCUGAAGAGAAUAGGCGUGGACAAAGGCCUGCUGAGGGAGACGGAGAUUGUACAAAAACAAAUUCGUGCAUUGCUGCGAUGCGAUCUAUUGACGGAUGAGCCCGAGAACGAGAUCAGUUUGACCGCGUUCCGUCUCCUCACACUUGAUCUAUUGACUCUAUAUUCAGUCAUGAAUGAGGGCACGAUCAAUGUUUUGGAACACUACUUUGAGAUGUCGCGGCCGGAUAGUAUACGUGCCUUGGCAAUCUACAAGACGUUCACAAAGCAAACGGAAGAAGUGGUCCAGUUCUUGGGGGUGGCAAGACAUUUCCAAUCUGCCACCCGCCUAGAAAUCCCGAAGCUCAAGCAUGCCUCAACAGACUUGGCGCGCCUUCUCGAGGAUGAUCUCAAUGAUCCUGAUUUCGAUCUCCGCCGACGGGAGUACUUGGCCAAGAAAGGUGUACGCGUUCCGCCGAACAUGGAAGCCAGUACGACUGCAGAAGUAUCAAAGACAACGCCGAACCCGCCAGCGUCAAACCCACCCAAGCAGGCUGAACAACCGAAGCCACCGCCUGUGGAUCUCAUCGACUUCUUUGAUUCAAUUGAGCAGAAUCAGCAGCCCAUGGGGCAACAGAACCCAACGCAGUACCAGCAACCAGAGUUCCAACAGCAAUCGCAGCAACCAUUCUAUCCCCAGCAGACUGGCUUCCAGCAGCAACCUCAAGCGAUCCAGCAGCCUUUGGGAACUGGAUAUGGCCAGCCGACCCAGUAUGGGGCGCCUUAUCAAGCACAAAGCCCAAACAAUCCAUUUGGGCAGCAGCAACAACCACAACCGCCGCCGCCGCAGCCACUUCAAGCUAUGCCAACUGGGGCUGGAUUUGGAGGGUACUCUCCCCAGCCUCCGCAGCAGCAGCAGCAGCAGCAGCAGUAUGGGUUCCAGUCGCAACUGGCUCCUAUUCCCCAGCAAGGCAUUGCCUCAUUCCCUCAACAACAACAAGCACCUCAGACCUUGCAGCCUUUGCAGCCCCAGCACACAAAUCCCUUCCGCCAGUCAAUGAUGCUCAACACUCCCACCGGCGCUCAGCCACCCGCCGCUCCUCUAUCGCGACAGAACACGAACCCAUUCGCGAGACGACUCUCAACCGCAACCCCGCAAUAUAAUCCCUCAAACGAGCAAUUUCAGCCCGCGCAAUCUCCGCAAGCGCAGCAGCUUCCACAGCCACAGGCGCAGCCGAUCCAACCUCAGCGGACGGGAACCAAUCCUUUUGCGCGGGCCUCUCCUGCUCCGCAACAAGGUCUGCAACCACCAGCAGCAGCUCCCUUGCGGCCUAACCCAACUGGUAGCACCAAUCCUUUCCGACAGAGCCAGUUUAUCAAUCAGCAGACCGGACAAGGUUGGCAAAACAGUGGGCAGAGUGGUACAAUUGGCGGAUUAGAACAGCUGGACACGGUGCCAAUCUUCCCGCGCCCCGGCAUGACCUAA